Molecule: messenger RNA, 972 nt
Organism: Penicillium manginii
Lineage: Eukaryota; Fungi; Ascomycota; Eurotiomycetes; Eurotiales; Aspergillaceae
Exons: 7
Coding region: 1-972 (323 amino acids)
Biological process (GO): pentose-phosphate shunt, non-oxidative branch; carbohydrate metabolic process
Cellular component (GO): intracellular anatomical structure
Molecular function (GO): transaldolase activity
Source: RefSeq, a predicted model, not a curated record
AUGGCUACCACGACCGGACUGGACUAUCUUCGCUCGCGCACUGUCGUGGAUUGCGACACAGCGGAUAUUGAGGUUGCUAGAUCGCUCGGCCCUUUUCAACACUCAACCUCAAACCAGGCCAUUAUUCUCGGAGAACUAUUGAAACCGUCUUCUGCAGAGAUUGUUGCCUCCGCCAAGGUGGAUGCGAAGGUUCUCCAUCCAAAGUUUUCUUCCAUUAGUGUCGAAGAACUGGCUGUUGAAAUUGGGAUUGUACGCCUGGCCGUGAGAAUGUCGGGUCACGUCAAGGGUACCGUCCUCGUUCAAACAAACCCCUACUACUCGUACUCACAAGAGAAGACGAUUGUGAACGCUCUUCGACUUGUCCAGCUGUUCCAGCAUGUCCAACCAGGAUUUGAUAUCACACGCAUCGCUAUCAAAAUUCCCAGUACUUGGGAGGGCAUGAUGGCCUGCCACACACUUGAGCUGGCCGGUGUAAGAACUCUUGGUACCAUGCUCUUUACCAUGACCCAGGCCGUGCUCGCGGCUGAGGUGGGCUGCACUUACAUCUCGCCCUAUGUCAACGAACUCAGAGCUCAUCUCCAAGAAGGUUUUGUGGACCAUGCAAAGCUGCUUCCACUCUGCCGGGCAAUCCAAGAGUACUACAAGUCAAUCAAUGCCAAUACCCAGGUUUUGGGAGCUAGCCUCACUUCUACCGAGGAAAUCUACUCUCUUGCCGGCAUAGAUCGUCUUACUAUCUCGCCACCUUUGCUUGAGCAGCUCAGCACCCAAGCUGCGCCUGUGAAUGCCCCAUCGCUAUUUGAUGCUGCUCCGACUACGCCGCUCCCAGCCCCAGGAACUUCGUACUUGAAUGACUCGGGAAAGUUCCAGAUUACUUUUACUCGUGACCUGAAUGGUGCCAGUAAUGUAAAAUUGAUAGAGGCUGUCAAUGCCUUCUGUGGCUUCCAGGACAAGCUGGUGCAGCUCAUGUCAUAA